Messenger RNA from Nylanderia fulva, 3494 nucleotides. NCBI's taxonomy places the organism in Eukaryota, Metazoa, Arthropoda, Insecta, Hymenoptera, Formicidae. The record is from RefSeq and is a predicted model, not a curated record.
GGGAAUAUGAUUGAAAAUUACGCGCGUCAGCGUCGUGCGAAUAUGAAAACAAAUAAUAUACCUACAUAUACACAGAUGGAUGACCUUGAGAUAAACAACAAAUAUCAGGUAUAGGACAUUUAACAGUCUUAUUCCUUUAUUUCGAAAAAUCGAAAGUGCAACGUAACGUUUUAUCUAUCUUAAUUCGCGCAACUUUAGUGAAGUGCGUGCCAUAAGAUGUUUGUAGUUUACUGCAAAAGGAUAAGGCGUAGAUUGCACAAACGAUCUCAAAAAUUUCGCGAGAUUCAAGAGUCCUUUCGGGAACACGCCCGCUUAUCUUCCGCAAAUUCGAAGAACGAAGAUUUCCUGGAGAACGAGGAAGAGGGUGGUGCGUGUAAUCGACAACAUUCGCCGGAGUCAGUGUUGUUCGAAUCGGAGCCGACUCUCUGCAGCAGCAAGCUCAGUCCUGAGAUCGUUCUCGAACGAUCUAAAGCAAGAUCUCUUCAAGAUUCAGAGACCCACGCGAUCGACGAUGCAUCGAUUCUUACGCAAAGGAUCGAACGAUCCAGCUUGUCCCAAGAGUGUCGCGAAUCGGAUCUUCUGAUGUACGAUCUCAACAUCGAAUCCAGAGAUGACCUCGUCAACUUGGAGAAGUAUCCUAAGCCGUCCUACGAUACAAUUAUGGACGAUUUAACGGACGGCUAUUCGUGCAGUUCAAUGUCUCUAAACAACGAAACACAAUCUUCAGUGCUCAUCGAAGAUGUUUUCGAAGAAACGAUUUGUCAAUCAACGAGACACCUUCCUUCCAGCUUGGAAUCUCAGUCGCAGGACGACUCGAUUCCUGUGAAUUCUUGCGAAAAGCAUGAGAGACGAUCUCUGGAGAAAAAUUCGGACCAGCAGGAAAAGCGCGAUGUACCCGACAUGAUAGAUUAUAACACGUUGGACAGGACUAUUUCAACGAAUGAUGAUCUCAUUCCCGACAUGAUAGAUUAUAACACGUUGGACAGGACUAUUUCAACGAAUGAUGAUCUCAUUCGCGAGAUGAACAAUUAUCUAGAGAGACAGUCGAUCUCGACGAUGAUAAGCAUUAAUGAUUCUACCAUAAGACCGACUGAUAAAUCACAAUCUUUCACAAUCGUGAACGAGAUCGAGAAAGGAUCCCGAUUCCCCGAUGAAUUGACCGGACUGUCGCUCUGCGGGUCUAUCAAGGAUCAUGAUGGUUCAGGAGCCGAUAAGGAGAGUAGGAAGAGGACGUCAAGUGAUAAUAGGAGAUUCGACAUCAUGCUUGAGAAGAUCGGCGAGCGUUUGACCGCAAAUUGGAGCGAGUUUCGCAAGAUGUUUGCGUAUCUGCAACGAGUGAGCAGGAAAAUUCGCGGCGAAGAAUGUGGCGCGUCCUUCCUAUACAGAAUGUUCCCCUACAUUUCCCUCUCGUCGUCGUCAUCGACCUUUUAUACGCCUUUUUCGUCGCCGAAGGAUGAUCAUCGCGAAAGCCCGAUGAAUCGUGGAAUCGCUACACGAUUCUCACUCGUCGAUGAAGAGCGCGAGUUCAAGAGAAGAGAGAGAAGACCACAGGAAAAGGAAGCGAGACUAAUCGAAUCCAAGAUUCAGAUGCCGGAAACACCUCGCUCAUCAUCGAAAUGCGAUUUCCGAAAUGCAACUUUGACAUUCGAUUAUAAUAGGGAGAUGAAGAAGCAGAGGCAAGCGCCGGAGAUUCGCGCUGAAAUUGCAGAUUUGCUACCAGAUGAAAAGGGCGUGGAACGCUCAUUGGAUCAUUUGCCUUUGUGCAAUAAAACAUAUUGGGACCAGAAUGUCUCGGAAUCGACGCUCAACCUGUCCACAGUGUCCGAUUACGACGGUCGCAGUAAUUCCCUGCAAAAAGUAGAACAUCAUUGGGAUGACUCCUACAAACGUCAACCGUCAAGGGACAGCUCGACGCAACGAGACAAUAACUCCCACGCAUCUCGGCCAAGAAACAUUUGCCGCGCAUUAAUUACAUGGGUGAUUGCUCUCUGCAUUUGCUUGAAAAGAAAACUACUGCAUCUUCUAAAUGGUAGUUGCAAAAAAAUGCAACAGAUGAUUGCUCCACUUUCGUUUAAGGAGACACCUCCAACGGAGAAGUUUAAUCGUUUGGCAACGACGUUGCGAUCUGAAAACGAGAAGAUGCUGCGCUUACUGUCGAAAAAAGUGACACGACUCUCGAUGGAUUUCGUCCAGGUACGGAAGAACACCGAAACUACCCUGAAUACCCUCACAAGCGAGACAAAUGUGAUUCGUGAAACCAGUCGAAAGAUGACCGAGGACAAUAUGACGCUAAUGCAGGAGCUGAAGAAGUUGCGCGAAACGCUGGAGGAAGUUCGAUCGAAGUUCUCGCAACCGGUUUCCUUGCCCCCUUCGUCUUCUCUUUCUUGUUCGCCCCCUCCUCCUCCCCCUCCCCCUCCCCCUCCCCCUCCGCCAUCCUUCUCAAUACUUCCACCGCUGCAAUCUCCUUUGCCGAAAGUCCACACUUGGGAACCGGCAUCAUCGAUACCACUUCCUCCGCCUCUUCCUAUAGCUUCCUUACAGUCUCCGACGCCGAUAAAAUCGCCGACAACCCCCAACAGUAGCAGAAGUAACAAGAAUAGGACGCCUAGAAAAUGUUCCACGCCGUUGUUCAACAGGCCCAGCAUCACAGUCGAGGACCUAUUAAAAGUCACAUUAAAGAAAGCACCGCAAAGUAUUAAAGAUAGCAGACGAAACACUGUCCCAGGUCCGAGAGGACCGAUGGUGUCCCUGGAGAUGUUGCGCAACGUGAAGCUAAAGUCUGCGAAACGUAAGGCCAACGAUCAGACCGGAAAAUCGCCCAGGGGUGGCCGAAUUGUGAAGACUCGAACCGCGUCGAGCAUUAAUCUCUCGCCGAUUUUGACAGGAUCGGAAAGCAAUUUAGAACGAAUCCUGCGACAGGUAAACUUGACGAGACCGAGGAGACUUUUGUCAAGCUCGAGUAGCUUACGCGAUCGCGACUUUGCGAAAGAGAUGCAAUCUCAGUCGUUGCAAAUGCACAGCAAGUCCCAAUCCACACUUGAAUAACUAUUUAAUAAGCAUAUCUCCUGCAUUAGAGGUAUCUUUUGCCGCAACUAAAAUUCAAUCGGAUAAAGUCUUAAUCUUAGUCUAUGUGAUUCAAGUCCUAGUUUUAUGACAAAAAGCUUUAAGCCCUAAGUGAGUUAGUCAACUAGAGUUUAAAGCUUAGGAUCGAUGUCAUUUUUCUCUUAAAUCUUCUUAAAUCAUCCUUUGUAGACUAAUGGAUUAACGCUAGAAGAGCGAGGCGAGAGAUCGUGCGUGAAUUUUUUUUCUCGCAUCAUACAUCGAAAUAAAUUGUUUUGUAUAAUUCGUAUUGAAUAGAUUUUUUAUCUUGAACUUUGACCUAUAUUGAACUUUUUAUCGUGAAUAAAUAAAAUCUAUUUUUGUUAACGGAAACGUAGGACUCUCAUAGAUUGAGUCGUAUAUUUUUAUCUACUAAUGAAAAAUUCGAAAAAAAA